This is a messenger RNA of Hyaloperonospora brassicae, 987 nucleotides long. NCBI's taxonomy places the organism in Eukaryota, Oomycota, Peronosporomycetes, Peronosporales, Peronosporaceae. The record is from the annotation of a GenBank genome assembly.
AUGCUGAACCUGUACCCGCCUUCGACCCACAGCGCCUGGAACGGCCAGGCGCCUUCGUACCCUCCCGGCACGGACUCGACCGUGAACGAGAUCAUCGAAGCCACGAAAGGCACGGGCACCCGGGAGAAGGAGCUCAACAAGGCCCUGGGCGGUAAGACCGCGGCGCAGCUCAGUUUCGUCGCCAAGCGCUACCAGGAGCUGCACGGCUCGAGCCUGCGCGACCUGCUGGACGCCGAGACGUCCCACCACUACGGCUUCCUGCUCAAGUUGCUGGUGUCGCCGCUCCCGGAAGCCGAAGCCGAGAUCUUGCGCAAAGCCACGAAAGGAGUGGGCACGAAGGAGGAGCUCAUUUACCCCGUGGUCGUGGGCCGCACGAACGUGGAGAUCAACAUCCUCAAGAAGGCCUACUACGAGGCGUACGGCGACGACCUCGGCUCCGCGCUCGACAGCGACCUGGAGGGCGACUUCCAGAAGGUCGUACUGGCGUCGCUCCAGGCGGCUCUCGUGCAGUACGACCCCAACGUGCACAACGCUGCCAAAGUGGACGCCGACGUGGAGAAGCUGUACAAAGCGGGCCGCGGCAAAAUGGGCACGGACGAAGAGGGCUUCGUGAGUGUGCUCGUGGCGUCUCCGCCCGAGCACCUGCGCGCCGUGGCGGCCGCGUACGAGAAGAAGCACGAGGAACCGCUCGUAAAGGCUGCAGCGCACGAGUUCCGUGGCAACGCCGAGAAGGCUGUGCUGUUCCUCAUCCGCAUGAUCACGGAGCCUCUGGAGUUGCUGGCCGAGCUCUUCGAGGACACUAUGAAGAGCUUUGGCACGAACGAAGACGCCUUGAGCUCUGCCGUCGUGCGCUACCACAUUGUGCUGCGCGACAUCAAGCCCGUGUUCAAGAAGAAGUACGGUAAGGAGCUGCGCGAGCGCAUUGCCGAGGAAGUGAGCGGCGACUACGGCGAGCUGUUGCUGUCUGUGUUCGACGCCCGCGACUAA